Molecule: messenger RNA, 1120 nt
Organism: Cygnus atratus (black swan)
Lineage: Eukaryota; Metazoa; Chordata; Aves; Anseriformes; Anatidae
Gene: COMMD5
Product: COMM domain containing 5
Exons: 7
Coding region: 31-708 (225 amino acids)
Cellular component (GO): nucleus
Source: RefSeq, a predicted model, not a curated record
GCGGAGGCCCCCUCACGGGGCGGCGCUGCCAUGGCGGCGGUGGCGGCGGGGAAGGCGGCGGGCGCGGCCCACGCUCACGGCGAGGGACGCGGCGGCGGCGGCUUCCUGGGGCCGCGGGUGCCCGCUGAGGUGGAGGCGAUGGCGCGGGGCGUGCAGGAGGUGGGCCACGAGACCUUCCGCCGCCUCCUCAGAGUCACUGUUAAUGCAUUGGAAGGAAAAGACUGCAAAGAAUCUGUCAAGCUGAUUGCAGAAAGCACUAGUCUCUCAGAAGAGCAGCUUGCUUUCCUCAUUUCUGGCAUGUAUACCCUUCUCCGAGAAGCUCUGAGACUCCCCUUAUCGACUUUCAAACAAGAAGUUUUUAAGGAAGACCUAAAGGAGCUCAGGAUACCAGAAGAUUUCAUCACGGACUUUUCCAGUAUUGUCUUUGGUAACAGGCGUCCUGUUUCUGAAGGCACAGCUCUGAUGCAAGGAAGUAGGCUGCCAAAUGUCCAGGACUUCAAGUGGAGAGUGGAUGUAGCUAUAUCCACAAGUUCACUGGCCCGUGCACUUCAACCAUCCAUUUUAAUGCUGAUGAAGCUUUCAGAUGGGACAGCUCAUCGCUUUGAAGUGCCAGUUGCAAAGUUUCAGGAGCUGAGAUACAAUGUUGCCCUUAUACUGAAGGAAAUGAAUGAUUUGGAGAAAAGAAGCAUAUUGAAGAUCCAGGACUGAACACUUCUAAAUCGGGAGUUUACAGAACAGAUCCGAAACCCUCAGUGAAUUUUGUGAAUGGUAAAGCAGAGGACCAUCACCGCUUUGCCUGUCUGAAGUGCAAUGUAGCAUUUAUGAUGUCUGUUGUAAAUAUUUUUUCAAGUCAAGUGUUAAAAGCACAAGCUCUUUUCUUAAGACUUAAAAACAAAAAAUAUAUUGAUGGAAAAAGUAUAAUCCUAUUUGUGACCAUUUUUGCAUGAUUCAUCAAAACAUUUUUAAAUAACUGUCUUAAUAGAUGUAAGAACCAUUUCUUCCUGAUUAUGAUUCAUCACUCUAAUUGUUUUUGAAAGCCUGCUCCCAGAAGCCCCAUCAAUGUGUAUCAGAAGAAAGCCCUGCAAUGUCUCAAAUAAAAAAAAAAUAAAAAUAAAAAAAA